Bursaphelenchus xylophilus (pine wood nematode) is the source of this 784-nucleotide messenger RNA. The record is from the annotation of a GenBank genome assembly. NCBI's taxonomy places the organism in Eukaryota, Metazoa, Nematoda, Chromadorea, Rhabditida, Aphelenchoididae.
AUGAUCAGCACUUAUUGCGCUGCCAGCCGAGCACAGAAACCGUUUGUGGCAGCAGUAGUUGACCCCGAGCUGAGUUUGUUGGACUUGUCCGACCGUGAUUUGAGGUGAGUUCGGCAGUCCCCGAUGGACCUUUUGUCAGGCACCCACCAUGAACCUGAAGAUGGCCCUGCUAAGGAAUGACCAGGCCCUCGACCUAGACUAUGGACCGGCUAUUUAAAAUAUGCAGCCUAAAUAGCCCAUGAUAAAGCCGAGGACCGGUCUUUUGUUAGGUCUUUCGUUCGUUUCAAUGUCUAAUUUGUUUGCUCGGAUUUAAGCCAGUUACCCGAAGCAGUGGUCCAGAACUCGAACUAUUUGAAGCACCUAAUCUUGGAUGGCAAUCUCUUCAACGAGCUCGUUUUCCAAAGUCUUCCCGUUCGUUUCUCCGAACUUGAAACUUUAAGUAUCAACGGGAAUCAGAUUGCGAACAUUGGAGUCUUCAUUCAAUCACUGGCUCAUCAAUGCCCUAAGCUUCGAUUCCUCAGUCUGAUUGGUAAUCCCGGCUGGCCACAUCCAGUCCUUCAUUCUACAGAUCGAAAAUAUUACAAAUAUCAGUAAGUUUUGCCCCAGGUGUAUAUUUUAUCUUUUCAGGCGUUCUGUAAGUAAUUUCCUUCCGAAUCUUCGUUUCCUUGACUCUCUGCCUGUAAAAUGCCGUCGUCGUCGCAGUUCGGCCAGUACAGUGACAUCAUCUUCAUCUUGUCAGAGCACUUCUUCCCAUUCUUCAGAUUCGGAAGAUGUGAAAUCCUAA